Molecule: messenger RNA, 2712 nt
Organism: Cladocopium goreaui
Lineage: Eukaryota; Dinophyceae; Suessiales; Symbiodiniaceae
Source: the annotation of a GenBank genome assembly
AUGGCAUCUGCCGAAUCUGUGCCUUCUGCAGCCAUUUUGGCCCGGGGGCGUCAGAGGUACCUCGCUGCCACGGCCAGGCCAAGCCCGGCCCAGCGACACGCGACCACGGCUCGCGACAUGCGGCUGGAUUGUGGUCGGGCCUUGUUGGAGAUGGUGCUUCCGCAGCACCAAGAGUUGAGCUUUCAGGAGGUCAGUCAGAUGGUUGAGAAGAUUUCCUCCAAUCUCCGCUUGCAAAUGGAUGGAAAUGGUAAGGAAGGCAAGGGGCGCUACUUGGUAGCGAGAUGUGCUCUGAAGGCUGGAGAGGUGAUUGUGUCUGAGAGGCCGAUCUUCGAAGGAAACACCGAUGCCCAGAAGAGUGAGAAGAUUUACUCUGAGGCCUUUCUCGAAAAACUUCAGGCCACUCCGGACAUGGAAGAUGAUGUGGAUGAUUGCUUCCAUCCACGAAGCCCUUUGAUGGACUGCGUUGCGGCAGUGCUCCUGUCGAAGCAGCUCGUGGAUGAGAAGUCUGCCUCUGCAGACAUACGCGAAAAAGCUGUGUUGAAUUUGCAGAAAUUCUGCUCGCUUUGCAGAAGCCCAGUUCAAUCAACAACUGAUUACAACGAAUGUGUGGAGGACCUAUGGGGUGCCUUGAAGCCAGAGCUGCAGGAGAUUACUUCCCGUGAGGAGUUGGGCCAUGUGCUCCAGAUUCUGAGCUGCAAUCGCUUUGGACAUGGUGGUCAGAGUGUGCAGUUGAUGUUUGCCGGCAGCAUGUUCGAGCACUCCUGCUUGCCAAAUUGCUUUUUGGGCACGGCAUGCACGGCCUCCCCAAAUGCUGAUGGACCUCAGACCUAUAGAGCACUUCGAGACAUUGAAGAGGGCGAGGUGUUGUCAAUCGACUACUUGAACUUUCCAUUAGGCUAUUGUUCUAUGACUGCUCGCGCAGAGGCUUUCCAGAAAUGGGGCUUUACGUGCAGUUGCCCCCGGUGUGUUGAGCUACCCGAAGUGGAGCGCAGUUUCAAUUGUGCCGAGUGUGGCGAGCCAGACUUGUGCCCCUGCAGGCCUGGAAGUUCAGUGCUGCAAUGCCUUUCUUGCAAAAAAGUGGCCGACGCGAGCUAUGCAGCUCGUUGCUUGGAGAGGGAGGCGCAGCUUCAGAGAGAACCAGCAAGUCCGGCACGAAAGGUUGGAGAAGAAUCUGAUGAUGAGAAUCUCUUAGGCCAUCGUCAUCACCUGGUGGUCCAUGCCUUGUGGGAAGAUGUGGAAGCUGGCCUUCCAGAUUCCAAGGAGCUUCCAGCCUUUCAGCAGAUGUUGGAGGUGUUGAUUGAGAGCGUCUCGUCUGCCUCUAGGUUGGAGGAACACCCCGCCCUGUUGAACUUGUACCACCUGGCCGCCCUGUCCACACAAGAUGACUUGGAAACUCAGAAACACUACUUGCAGCUGGAGCAUCGUAUAAUGCAACGCUUCUUUCCCGAGGAAGCCCAGCGUCAAGAUGAUGAAAUCAUGUCACUGGUGAAGCCGACGAAGGAGCCAACACAGCUAGAGACAGUGACAGUGGGUCUAUUUUUGGAAGAAAUUGCCUACUUCAUGGAGGAUAUGGAGAGAGAUCUCUGGUGGCUGCUGCGCAUGGCUCACCAGCCUGCUGGGCCACCGGAGCUGAUUCACGGUGACGAGGUCAUUGAACCCGUGGAUGCUGCUGUGGAGGCAGCCAUCCAGAAGUUGAAAGAGCGCGCAGACAAGCACGCGGAGGAACAUGUGGCUCAGGCUGGAGCCCAGGGGUUGACCGCCUGGGAACAGCAUCUGACUUGCAGCGCCGGUGUGGCCAACUUCAGGCAGAAUGUGUUGGAAGUGCGAUGGACAAAUCUGAACACUUUGACCACCGAUCCCAUGCAUCCCAUGCACAGAAUGCACAGCCUUGUGGUGGGCGCCUCCCGCGGGCUGGGCCUAGCGCUCACGCGGCACCUGGCCGAAGUGGCGCACCGCGCCGGCGGCUCCGGGGGCUCCCAGGGCCGGGUGCUGGCGGCGGCGCGGCGGCCGGUGCCGGCCUUGGAGGAAGUGCGGAGGUCCUUCCCUGACAUCGUCGAAAUACUGGAACUUGAUGUCACAGAUCCUGACAGCGUUUCCUCAGCAGCGUCCAGAGCCAAAGAGCUGCUGGAGUCGCCACGCGGCGGAGGCGGCGGAGGCGGCGGACGCGGCGGAUUGCAUUUGCUCUGCCACACUGCUGGGCUGCUGCAAGACAAAGACCGGGGAGUGAUCCCUGAGAAUCACCUGCAAAAAGUUGAAGCGAAUGCUUUGGCCUAUUCCUUUGCUGUGAACGCGAUUGGGCCCCUUUUGGUGUUGAAGCAUUUUUCGCCGCUCCUCAAGGCCGGUGCUACAGAUCAGAGGACUGAGGAUAGCGAUGUUCCUGGAGCAAGAGCCGUAUUCUACAGCGCGCGCGUCGGCUCCAUCGGCGACAAUGCCACUGGUGGCUGGUACUCUUACCGGAGCAGCAAGGCAGCAUUGAACCAGAUGGUGCGCUGCGCAUCCAUAGAACUCCGGCGACACUCGGUGUGCUGCUUUGCGCUGCACCCUGGGACGGUGGACACCGAUCUCACUCGUGCCUUCGCACGUGCGAGAGCAAAGUACAAAGUGCAAGAUGUAGAUGAAGCCGUCCAGAAGCAUCUUCAAAUCGUGGAGUCACGGACGAUGGCAGAUUCUGGGCGCUUCUUCGAUUGGCAAGGGAAGGAAGUGCCGUGGUGA